AUGAAGGUCCAUUCAUUGCUUUUCGUCGCAGCAGCGACAGGCUCAUUUGGUGCUGCUAUAAAGGCCCGGGAGGAAUCCUUCUCUGAGCAAUUGUUGGAUACCCUUGGAUCAUUCUCUUCGUCGGAUCCCAUCAUUUCAGAAUUGACCGCAGCGAUUCAAAAUUCAAGCGUGCUAUUAGAUCAAGCUUCUAGUCAAAAUAAUGCCAUCAGUGCUCGAACGUCCUCUUUCCAGGCGCAAAUCGCAUGUCAAUUGCUUCGCUAUAUCCUACCGGAUUCCUAUACCGAUACUAUGACGAACCAAACUGCCUACGUUACUUUAAAAGAAAAAAAUUGGUCAAGCAAUUGUGACCUCCCCGCGGCUUGUUUUAUAACCCCGGAGCAUCCCGUUCAAGUAGCUAUCGCGCUGCAAGUGAUCAGCAGGGUCCAGUCCAAAUUCGCAGUUAGGUCCGGUGGUCACAACCCCAACCCAGGCUUCGCGAGUAUUGGCCAGGAGGGUGUCACGAUCGACACACAACGUUUCUCGAACUUGAGCUUGAGUGCGGAUAAGUCGUAUGCUACUGUAGGCGCCGGCCUUCGCUUUGGACCUGUUCAGGAGUAUCUUGACUCGAAGGGCGUUGCGGUCGUGUCUGGUCGCAACAAGUACGUGGGCGUAUCUGGACUCCUCCUCGGUGGUGGUCAUCCAAUUAUCAACUCGCUUACGGGACUUGCGGCGGACAACAUUAAGAGCAUGGAGGUCGUACUUUCGGACUUCAGAGUUGUUACUGCGAGCAAAACUGAGAAUUCAGAUCUAUUUCGUGCCUUGAAAGGGGGUGGUAAUAACUUCGGCAUUGUCACGAAGUUCGAGCUGUAUACUAAGAUGCCGCGAAACCUCUGGUACCGCAACGCAAUCUACGCCGCUUCUGACGCGCAAGCAGUUUUUAAGGCGUUGGCAGAGGUACAGAAGAAUAUGGAAGGAGACUCCAAAGCUGGUAUCCAGAUGACAUGCUCACCAGCCGGCUUUACUGUGGCAUUCGUCUACGGUGAGCCUACCAACGACCCUGCUGUAUUCGCGCCGUUUAGCAAAUUGGUACCGACGUCUGAGAGGACCCCUCCUACAAACGGCACCACGUUGGAAUUCAUUGAGCUCCAAAGUCCUCCGCAGCCCGAGGCGAGCCGCGACACUGUCGGUGUUACUACGACCCUUGACGCAGACAUGUAUCUCGAUUUUUACAGCCAAUACCUCACCAUAAAUGCGGCUAACAACGGCACCUCCGCCGCGUUCCUCCUUGUUAUCCAGACCUUGGGCGCGGCCGCUGCUCGAGUUGCCGACUGUAAUGGCGGAAACGUCCUAGGUUCAUCUAAGAGGGCUCUAACCCUUUGGAAUCCCAUCUCAACGUGGACCAACCCGGCAGACAACAAGCAAGUUCACAACGUUGUUACACAAAUAGGGGCCUACAUCAAGAGCCGAUCGCAAGCUAAGAACCUAUACGACCCGCUCAUCUUCGCCAAUAUCGCAGCGCACGACCAGAAUGUGCUCGCGAGCUACGGUUCGCAGAACUUGAACUUCCUGCGAGGCGUAAGUCAGAAGUAUGACCGCUACGGCACGUUUCAAAAACUACAAAAUGGUGGAUUCCUGGUUUCUAGAUCAUAG
This is a messenger RNA of Daldinia childiae, 1629 nucleotides long. Its product is annotated as Bifunctional solanapyrone synthase. Gene Ontology annotation, molecular function: FAD binding. The record is from RefSeq and is a predicted model, not a curated record. The transcript is spliced from 4 exons. Lineage: Eukaryota; Fungi; Ascomycota; Sordariomycetes; Xylariales; Hypoxylaceae. The coding region runs from base 1 to 1629 and encodes 542 amino acids.